AUGCCCAUGUACGAGGAGGAGCUUGCUCAACGAGGGGAAAAAUCUCAAGUAGGUCAGACAGUCACCGUUCCGACAGAAUUUGAAGGGGAAAUCGCGGAAUUAUAUCGACCCACAAUGUUCCAGAGUAAUAUCACCAUUUUGAGCUGUUACAUCGCAAACUUUAGUGAUGGUUUCCAAAACACUCUUGCAAAUCCGACAAAUGUCAUCUUCAAAGUGUUACUUGGGCCACACGUUUACUCAUCAGAUAUGAAAACACGUACCAGUAACUCGUUGAUCAUUGGAGCCAUUCUAGGAGUGGUCGUUCUUGGCUACAAUUCAGACAUGGUUUCGCGAAGAGGGGGGCUGCUUUCCACCUCCUCCCUCGUAGCAAUUGGCAUCGCUGGAUUUGGAGUGGGAGGCGAGUAUCCUCCGAGUGCUGCUGUAGGUCUCGAGGAAUCCGAUGGAAUCCUAAGAAAUUACCGCGGGCCACUUUUCGUUUCUUUCACCACAUUGAUGGCGACCCUUGCUGGCCACAUCUUACAAAUUAUCUAUCUCAUCAGUCUCGUGGCCAGCGAUAACAACCUCACAGUUGCGUUUCACACCAUGUAUUCAAUUGCGACAAUUCUUCCUGUCAUAAUUAUGGUCCUGCGUGUCUUUAUGGUUGACUCAUCGCUGUUUCAUCACUCUAAUCUGGUGAAUCAACGCCGAUCUCCACGGCUUUUUUGGCUCCUUGCGCGACGCAUCAUGUCUGGCGUCAUCAUUUCUUCGCUUGUCGAGAACAACGACAUCCGCAAGACGGCAGUUUGGCAGAUUGUGCUCGCUGUUCUGCCUGUGCCCGCUGUCAUGUUGGGCGCUUGGCUCACGAACUCAAUCGGAAGACGAUACACUGGAAUACUCGGCUUUGUCGGUUAUAUGAUUCUUGGUUUUAUCAUCGGCGGAACUUACACCGAGCUUUCUCGGCAUAUAGCUGCUUUUGUCGUGCUUUAUGAACUGCUUCAAGCAUUUGGACACAUGGGCCCUGGGGCUACAAUCGGGCUCAUCUCAUCUGAAGUGUUCCCUACUGCAAUGAGGGGCAUGGGCUACGGAAUUGCGACAGCUUUCGGAAGGACUGGGGCAGCAGUUGGCACGGAAUGUUUUACUCACUUGCAAGAUCAGGCUGGGAAGAGCUCAACGUUCUACUUGGCCGGUGGAGUGGCGGUUCUUGGAAUAUUUGUGUACUAUCUCCUCCCGGAGAGCAGCGAAAUUGAUCUCGAAAAGGAAGACAGAUCGUUGGAGGAUUUCCUGGCCGAGAAAGGAUACAAGAUAGGUGGUAAGUAA
Molecule: messenger RNA, 1296 nt
Organism: Penicillium maclennaniae
Lineage: Eukaryota; Fungi; Ascomycota; Eurotiomycetes; Eurotiales; Aspergillaceae
Exons: 5
Coding region: 1-1296 (431 amino acids)
Biological process (GO): transmembrane transport; carboxylic acid transport
Cellular component (GO): plasma membrane
Molecular function (GO): carboxylic acid transmembrane transporter activity
Source: RefSeq, a predicted model, not a curated record